AUGGUUCCACUGUUUCUGUUGUCGCUUGUUUCGUUCUCCAGUGCAGCAGCCCCUUCCAUCCAGUGGAAGAACUGUACCCUGGAGAAUUUCCCAGCACUGUCAAACAUUGGGCUGCCUGCUGAGUACGCCCCCUUGUUGGGACCGGCGCCCGGCCUUGACUGUGCGGAACUCCAGGUGCCCUUGGACUGGAGCCGUCCUCAUGGAGACACUAUCACCCUGGGCAUGUCAAGAUACCGAGCUCCCGGCUCCGGAAAGCACAAGGGCAGUAUCAUAUACAACCCGGGUGGGCCAGGAGGUGUUGCCUCGAUAUCCUCGAUGGCACAAGCUAUUGGCAUCCCUUUCUAUACAAACGGAACGACCCAGAACUACGACGUGAUUGGACUCGACCUUCGUGGGAUUGGCUUGAGCACACCAGUCAAGUGUGACCCAACACUGUACAACAAACGCGCUUCGCUGUUUCCGUCGACCGAGGCAGAAUUCAAAGCACUGGUGGAUUCAAACCGAGCAUUUGGCGAGAGCUGCCGGAACAAAACCGGAGCUUUAUUCUACAACCUCGACACCGCCAGCGUCGCAAGGGAUCUCGAGGCCGUCCGCAUUGCGCUCAGGGAAGACAAGUUAAAUUUGAUCGGACUCUCUUACGGCACUCAGAUCGGAGCCCAGUAUGCCGAGUUGUACCCCGAACAUGUUGGGAGACUGGUCCUCGAUGGGAACGUUGACCACUCCCAGACUGAAACAACUGCCUUGCAAACUGAAUCUUCCACCUACGAGGACGUCCUCAAUCACUUUUUUUGCCUGGGCCAAAACCUUCCCGAGAUCUUCGACGACCUCGUUGCCCUGGCCGACGCAUCCCCUAUUCCCGCACCCGGAUGCAGAGGGAACCAGAGCACCUGCCGACCAUUUGUGACAGGCGAAGACAUCCGCCUCAACGUCCAAGGAAACGGGUACCUGAACUUCGUAGAACCAGUCUCCGGAAGGGGAACAUCGGGCUGGGCAAACCUAGCGCAAGUCCUCAACGAAACCAUCGCCGGCAACGCCACGGGUCUAUCCUCCACGAUAGCUACCAGUGAGACUGACCCUUCAUACCCCUCCCUCGCAGUCGGAUGUCUCGACUGGUCACACAGCUCCACAACCCUGUCGCAGCUCAAAUACAAGUCGCAGCUCGGCCACUACCUUGCACCGCACACAAAGGGCGCUACCCAGUCCUAUCUCUACGAAGCCGGCUGUAUUGGCUGGCCCGCGCCUGUGAAGAACCCGCCUCAUACGCUCAACCAAACUGCCAUGGCAAAGGCGCCGCCAAUCCUGAUGGUCAACGCCUUCCAUGACCCCGAGACUAGCUAUGUCUGGGCGCAUGGCCUGCUAGCGCAGAUUCCGUCGGCAGUUCUGCUGACGAGAGAUGGGAGUGGCCAUACGUCUUAUUCUCUGGGUGGUGCGGCGUCCAAGGCAAUUGAUGCUUUCCUUGCUAAUGGGACGCUCCCGGCACCGAAUACCAUUGUAGAUUCGUGAUGGAUAUUAGAUAGAGGAGAUGAUCGGAUUGAAUAUUUUUGAAUUUCCUUGUAUUUACCAAGUACUUCUAGCCUUGGCGUAUGAGCGAGGCAUUCUGAAUAUACUAGACAAAUAGACAAUGUUGUACUGUCUUGUUUUAAUGAAAAUGUGACACGCAUACUAAUC
Aspergillus versicolor CBS 583.65 is the source of this 1668-nucleotide messenger RNA. Its product is annotated as alpha/beta hydrolase. The coding region runs from base 1 to 1503 and encodes 500 amino acids. The record is from RefSeq and is a predicted model, not a curated record. The transcript has 2 exons. Lineage: Eukaryota; Fungi; Ascomycota; Eurotiomycetes; Eurotiales; Aspergillaceae.